CACUCUUCAACUUAUUCCAACUUUUCCUGUUACUUCGACCUCUGCAAACCAAAGCUUGUCACACUUCUUUAUCUUCCUGAAUAAUGUUAGAUACAUUAACCUAGACUUCUCUUCACCUAAAACUUCAUAAACGUUCCCUUAUAAACCUCUCGUUUGUUGCUUGCCCCUCUCCCUUCUGGUCCACCUACGUAGGUAGGUAGGCACCUAACAAUAUUAACAAUAUAUUCUCCUUUUACCGGACUGUGAUUCCAUUCAUCAGGAAUCCACGUCUCUUAAAACUAUUAUAUAGUACUACCAUAUCCCAUAUUCACGUUUGAUACUUCAGCUCAAGGUCACUAUUACACAAGGUUGUUAUCAUAGCAACCUAAGCAAAAAUGUCGGGCAUCGGGUCCCUCGAUGUCUUCAAUGCCGACCACCCGGAGCUGAAGACCAACAUGGGUGUAGAUUAUGUGGUUCACUAUAAAAUCUCCAAGGAUAAAGCUGAGGCCGAAGCUGGUUUUACCCAGCUCAUUGAGGCACUUACCACAGUCGGCAUUGCUUGUGAGGUUCGAAAUGGUGAUGAAACCUCUCUACUAGUCUUCCUCAAGGUGGCCUCGGAGAAGCACCUCAAUGCUCAUAUUUAUCGCGAGCGUGUCCAGGACUGGCUUUACGGUGUACGAAUCACCGCACCUGACAAGGACGUGGAGAAUGAAUUCGCCAAUCAGGCUAUCACGGAGGCUGAGAGGCUCCGUACUGUGUAUUUGCUGAUCACGAAGCCCAAGAACGAAGGGGGUGCUGGCAUCGUCCCAAAGAUUGGUCAGUGGAAGGAUGUCGCCUCCAUCUUCCCACUACACAACCACUCUUUCAACCGAAAGUGGAUAACGCAAUGGAGCACCAAGUACAUUCUCAGCGAGCACGAUCUCGACGAGAUUCGUGACAAGUUUGGCGAAAGCGUUGCCUUUUAUUUUGCAUUCAUGCAAUCAUAUUUCGCCUUCUUGAUUUUCCCCGCAGCCUUUGGAUUUGGUGCUUGGCUCAUACUUGGCCGCUACUCAUGGUUCUACGCUUUUGUUAACUCUCUUUGGUCAAUCGUAUUCUUCGAGUGGUGGAAAAAGAAGGAGGUCGAUCUCGCCGUGCAAUGGGGUGUUCGUGGUGUAUCACGCAUACAACGUCCCCGAACACAAUUCAAGUGGGACCAUGAGGCAGCGGACCCAGUAACUGGCGAAGCAGUCAAGGUCUACUCGCCAGUGGAGAGGCUGAAGACUCAACUGCUACAAAUUCCAUUCGCACUUGGCUGUUUGGCAAUCCUUGGGGCCCUCUAUGUGUUUUGUUUCUCGAUCGAGAUCUUUCUCGGGGAGAUUUACAAUGGACCGUUCAAGUCAUACCUGACAUUCACGCCAACGAUUAUCUUAACCGGAGCAUUACCAGCUCUAUCAACUGUACUCAGUAGUUUCGCAGAAAAGCUUACUGAGAGGGAAAAUUACGAGACAGUUGACACCCAUCAUGCCGCACUUGUGCAGAAAUUAUUCAUCAUUAACUUCAUCACCUCCUAUACCCCCCUCUUCCUAAGCGCAUUCGUCUAUAUGCCCUUUGGUAAUCUGCUAGUACCGUACCUUGAUAUCUUCAAGAACACAGCAGAGAGAUUCGCGAGCGAGAAGACGAUUACUACCCAGAGUUUCCAAAUCAAUCCCGAUCGCCUGAAGAAGCAGAUGAUUUACUUCACAGUAACGGCUCAGAUUGUGAACUUUGCGCUCGAAGGUGUCGCUCCCUAUUUGAAACGCCGGGCUUUCAAGGAAGUUGAGAAAGUCCAGUCCAAAGGCAAAGCCACAGCAAACAACGAUGUCCCCGAGGAGCAUGCCUUCCUUGAAAAGGUCCGAAAUGAAGCCGAGCUGGAUAUUUAUGAUGUUACUGUAGACUACAGAGAGAUGAUUAUUCAGUUUGGCUACUUGUCUCUAUUCUCGGCAAUCUGGCCCCUUACGCCACUUUCCUUCUUGAUCAACAACUGGGUCGAACUCCGAUCCGACGCCAUGAAGAUCGCAGUCAACAGCCAGAGACCCAUUCCCUGGAGAGCUGAUUCUAUCGGUCCUUGGCUUAAUGCUCUAGGAUUCUUGUCCUGGUUUGGAAGCCUCGUAAGCUCUGCAAUUGUAUAUCUCUUCAGCGGCGACGCUGAGGGACCUGGUGGCGACCCUUCGAAUAUCGUUGCUUGGGGGUUGCUAUUGAGUAUUUUGCUCUCCGAGCAUAUUUACCUAGCCGCCCAGUUUAUCGUUCGAUAUGUGUUAAAGCAUAUUGACAGUCCAGGUUUGCAGAAGGAGAGAGCUGAGCGUUUUUCCAUGAGAAAACAGUGGCUAGAGGAAAGCUUGGGAGCCGACGUUACAGAAUCACCCAUCCCACCCACCCCUCAAGCUGGGGAGGUUAUUACUCGCGAUGCCCUAGAGGAAGAAGCCCGUCAGUUAUCUUCGAGCGGUGGGGGGACGCCUGAACAAUUGUUCUGGUUGAGACAGCAGGGCAUGGACGAGACCAUUCAAAUCGGUCGCAUGUUGAUUUCCAAGAAGAAGGUAGAGAAGAACUAGGUGUCCGAGACGUUACUUGCUGCGGGAAAUAUUCUAGAAGAAACUGUGGUGAUUAUGACGUUGGCGAUAGUAAUAGGGUUAAUAGUCGAUCUACAUUCGAAAUUAAUAUUACUGUUUACCAAAGAUAAUCGGAGUACUGCAUCUACUGACAUGCGCCAUAUUAGUGAUAUUAAGGCUCCCAAACAGUUACUCUGACUAGGUAUAUUAUCUAUCAACAGACAACAGGCAGCUUCCUAACCUAGGCAUCUUACCCCUUAUGCUCACUCCUUAGGUAUCAAUAAGCCACUAGAUUAGCGCGUAGCAGUGUAAAGGAAUAUGCACAUUGAUUUUUCCGUCUCUCA
This is a messenger RNA of Hypoxylon fragiforme, 2887 nucleotides long. Its product is annotated as DUF590-domain-containing protein. Lineage: Eukaryota; Fungi; Ascomycota; Sordariomycetes; Xylariales; Hypoxylaceae. The record is from RefSeq and is a predicted model, not a curated record. Gene Ontology annotation, molecular function: chloride channel activity. The coding region runs from base 375 to 2546 and encodes 723 amino acids. Gene Ontology annotation, biological process: chloride transmembrane transport. Gene Ontology annotation, cellular component: cortical endoplasmic reticulum. The transcript has 5 exons.